Ctenopharyngodon idella (grass carp) is the source of this 2900-nucleotide messenger RNA. Its product is annotated as extracellular calcium-sensing receptor-like. The transcript is spliced from 6 exons. Gene Ontology annotation, cellular component: membrane. The record is from RefSeq and is a predicted model, not a curated record. Gene Ontology annotation, molecular function: G protein-coupled receptor activity. Gene Ontology annotation, biological process: G protein-coupled receptor signaling pathway. NCBI's taxonomy places the organism in Eukaryota, Metazoa, Chordata, Actinopteri, Cypriniformes, Xenocyprididae. The coding region runs from base 16 to 2547 and encodes 843 amino acids.
AGCACACUCAUUGGGAUGCUUCUCUUUCUUUAUACAGUCCUGCUUUUUCAUCAACUUCAUACAAAGGCGGAAAACACUCCUUGUCAAACAAUGGGAGACCCUAAGUCCCCGCUGCUUUCUAAGGAUGGAGAUGUAACUAUUGGAGGAAUUUUUGCAAUCCACAGAAAGGAAACGUUACCUUCUUUUGAGUUUACACAAAAACCUCAACUUCUGUCAUGCUCCAGUGUGAAUCUGAGAGAAAGUCUUUUGGCACAAAUCAUGAUUUUUGCAAUUGAGGAGAUUAACAGAAGUGAAAGUUUGCUCCCAAAUGUUUCUAUUGGUUAUCAAAUAUAUGAUUCCUGUGGUUCAAGACUGUCUACUAUGAGGUCUACUAUGAGUGCAACUAUGGGACUGAUGAAUGGUCAGGAGUUUGGAGCAAGACACAGAUGCAAUGGACAGUCUCCUUUACAUGCUAUCAUAGGCGAAUCAGAGUCUUCUGCAACAGUGAUUCUGUCCAGAACAACAGGACCUUUUAAAAUUCCAGUGAUAAGUCCCUCAGCCACAUGUGAAUGUCUCAGUAAUAGGAAAGAUUACCCCUCUUUCUUCAGGACUAUUGCUAGUGAUUAUCACCAGAGCAGAGCACUUGUAUACUUAGUCAAGCACUUUGGCUGGUCUUGGGUGGGAGCUGUGAACAGUGACAAUGACUACGGAAACAAUGGAAUGGCCAUAUUUGUGAAAAUAGCCCAGGAGGAGGGAAUUUGUGUAGAGUACUCUGUGAAAUUCUACCGAACAGAGCCAGAAAAACUCAAAAAAGUGGUAGACACUAUAGAAAGAGGCACAGCGAAAGUGAUUGUUGCCUUUGUUUCAUUCGUUGAGAUGGGCUUACUUAUUGAUCAGUUAAGUAUUCAGAACAUUACAGGCUUCCAAAUGAUCGGUGUAGAAUCAUGGAUAACUACAAAGAAUUUUAUCACUCCAAAUAGUUUUCAUUCCCUGGGAGGGUCACUGGGAUUUGCAGUGAGAAAAAUCAAUAUUGAAGGCUUUGCAGAUUAUGUUAGAAAAGCAUUCUGGGAUACAGCUAUUCCAUGCCUACAGGGAGAGAGGAAUUCUUCUCGAUAUGUAUUAAGUUGCAGCAGAUAUGAGGAUAUAUUUGCACUAAACAACUACACUGAAGAUGUGUCUGAACAAAGAUAUGCAAGCCACGUCUACAAAGCAGUUUAUGCUGUAGCUCAUUCACUACAUGGGCUACUUAAAUGCAAAGAACACGAAGGCUGUGAGAAAGGCCUGACAAUACAACCACAGGAGGUUGUUGAGGCUCUGAAAAAGGUAAAUUUCACUAUAAAAAUGGGCAAUCAUGUAUGGUUUGACAGCACUGGUAGUGCAGUAGCCCAAUAUGAAGUUGUGAACUGGCAGCAGGACUCUGAUGGAUCUUUCCAGUUUAAACCUGUGGGAUACUAUGAUGCCUCACUGCCCCCUGACCAGCGCUUAGAACUUAAUAUUAAAGAGAUCAUUUGGACUGGAGGACAGCUGAAGAAACCAAAGUCUGUGUGCAGUGAGAGCUGUCCUCCAGGCACUAGGAAGGCUGCACAAAAAGGAAGACCUGUCUGCUGUUAUGACUGCAUUCCAUGCGCAGAAGGAGAAAUCAGUAAUGAGACAGAUUCAGUUAACUGCAAGCAGUGUCCAGGGGAAUACUGGUCUAAUGUUGAGAAAAAUAAAUGUGUGUUAAAGGCUGUAGAGUUUCUGUCAUUUGCAGAAGUAAUGGGUAUAGUGCUUGUCUUUUUCUCACUGUUUGGAGUAGGAUUAACUGUGCUGGUGGCCAUCCUGUUUUAUAGCAAGAAGGACACACCCAUAGUAAAAGCCAACAACUCAGAGCUGAGCUUCCUGCUGCUCUUUUCAUUGACUCUGUGUUUCCUCUGUUCACUUACUUUCAUUGGUCGGCCCACUGAGUGGUCCUGUAUGUUGCGUCACACAGCAUUUGGGAUCACUUUUGUACUCUGUAUCUCCUGUGUUCUGGGGAAAACAAUAGUGGUGUUAAUGGCCUUCAAGGCUACACUGCCAGGAAGUAAUGUCAUGAAAUGGUUCGGCCCUUCACAACAGCGACUUAGUGUUCUUGCUUUUACACUUAUACAGGUUCUUAUCUGUGUGCUUUGGCUAACAAUGUUCCCUCCAUUUCCCUACAAAAAUAUGACAUAUUAUAAGGAAAAGAUCAUUCUUGAGUGCAGUCUGGGUUCUACUAUAAGUUUCUGGGCUGUUCUGGGUUACAUUAGCCUCCUGGCUUUUUUGUGUUUCAUUUUGGCUUUUCUGGCUCGCACACUGCCUGAUAACUUUAAUGAUGCAAAAUUCAUCACAUUCAGUAUGCUCAUAUUCUGUGCUGUGUGGAUUACAUUUAUUCCAGCUUAUGUCAGUUCUCCUGGAAAAUUUACUGUAGCUGUGGAGAUAUUUGCCAUUUUAGCCUCAAGCUUUGGUUUAUUAUUCUGCAUAUUUGCACCUAAAUGUUAUAUCAUCCUGCUUAAGCCUAAACAAAAUACAAAGCAACAUAUGAUGGGGAAAAUGGCAUCUAAGUCCAACUGAAAAAUAAAAUAAUGUCUAUAUUAACAUUGUGACAUUUUUAAUUAUUUGUUAUUAAAUAAUUCCCCUCACCCUGUAGACAUGGAAAAGCUGUAUCCAAGAAUGCUUUUCUAACAUAACCUGCAAACCCUCAUGGAUCUGCAAACCCUCCCAUUUUGCACCUAAAUAUUAUCAUCCUGCUUAAGCCUGAACGAAAUACAAAGCAACAUAUGAUGGGGAAAAUGACAUUUAAGUCCUACUGAAAUAUAAAAUAAUGUGUAUAUUAACAUUGGGUAACACUUUAUUUUACAGUGUCAUUGUUACAUAUGUUACACGUAGUUACUACAGUAAUAACUAUAAAUUAUGCAUAAUUACAU